AUGUCUCCUCAAUAUAGCAGUGAAACGUAUGUCGACAACCCUCCCACAGUAGAGGCAGCAUUCAUUUCGUCAAUGGAUAAGUUACGGGAGGAUCGCCGUGUCCAGAACGAGUUCUUAGAAGAAGUCGAGAAAGUCAGGAAAGCUGGUGGGGAUCCUGAAGCAGUUAUUAUGCGCCAGCAGAGAUGGAGGGAUGCUGACGUGCAGUUGAGCAUUAAAAUCAAGGAGACGGGAAAUAAGGCGUUCAAGGCUGGUGAUAUGCAGCGAGCAUACAUGCUCUACAGUGCCUGUCUGUGUGAACUGUACAGUGCACCGGACGCGACCUACUGGCUCAACAGAGCGGUGGUUUGUCUCAAACUCAAAGCCUAUAAGCAUGCCGAAUCUGACGCGACCAACGCGUAUGAAGAUGGAAAUGCAGCUCAACCAGUCGCAGUCAAAGCACUUUAUCGCCGUGCACAAGCACGUCGUUAUCUUAGCAAAUUCUCAGAGGCCAAAGAUGACCUGCAAAGAGCACUCGAACUUUCACCCAACGAACCCUCCUUGCUCACAGAGGAAGCGGAACUUCGUAAGAUACAAGAGAAGACUCCAGAGGAGCUACAGAUGUGGCUCAUGGAGAACAAAGGUGUGAAGUUUCCCAUGGAAGGUAUGAAGGCCAAAAAGGUGCUGGAAGAGGCAGAGAAGCUGCGAUCCCUCGUAGAGUUUGGACCCGUCGAUUAA
Molecule: messenger RNA, 714 nt
Organism: Stereum hirsutum FP-91666 SS1
Lineage: Eukaryota; Fungi; Basidiomycota; Agaricomycetes; Russulales; Stereaceae
Product: TPR-like protein
Exons: 4
Coding region: 1-714 (237 amino acids)
Molecular function (GO): protein binding
Source: RefSeq, a predicted model, not a curated record